Coregonus clupeaformis (lake whitefish) is the source of this 3056-nucleotide messenger RNA. RefSeq lists its product as uncharacterized. NCBI's taxonomy places the organism in Eukaryota, Metazoa, Chordata, Actinopteri, Salmoniformes, Salmonidae. The coding region runs from base 486 to 2939 and encodes 817 amino acids. Gene Ontology annotation, cellular component: SCF ubiquitin ligase complex. Gene Ontology annotation, biological process: SCF-dependent proteasomal ubiquitin-dependent protein catabolic process. Gene Ontology annotation, molecular function: protein binding. The transcript has 14 exons. The record is from RefSeq and is a predicted model, not a curated record.
GCAGCAGCUGAAGGACUGGAAAGGACUGGAGUGGAGAGACCUCUGGCAUGGGUAUGAUUGGAGUGCCAACGAGGAGCAGCGAAAGGAUGGGACAGUGGGAAUGGAUACAGGGUCAGACGUUGUAGUUCACAUGAUACUGGGCGUGGCCACAGGGUCAGAGGGUGUAACCAGAGGGUCAGAGAGGAGUCCUGGAUCUAGCAGUGAGUGUUAGUGGGGAGAGUUCUCUGGAGCUGGAUCCCGGUCUCCUGGAGGACUCAGUCCUCACUGAGCAACAGAAGCUACGCCAUGUGUUGGACUGGGCUAAGAGUUUCCUUGGGACAAGUCAGGAUGGGCACAAUCUCAGCAGACCAACGAGAGCUGCACCUACCUCCCCGUGUUUGUACUCUACUUCAGCUGCACCUCGAUUCGAGGUUAGUGGAAGAGCUGCUGUCUCGAUCCUUGGAACCUUUCACAAUCUUGUCAGAAGCAGAAGUGUGAGAGAAAAUAUGGUGGACAAAUCAGAGCCUCUGACUGGGCUUCCAUACACCACCCCACUGCCCUGCCACGCUCUCUCCCACACCCCAGGUGGUCGUGUGUUUUCUGGGCCUGAGUUUAGAGAGAGCCCUGGGCACAAGGAGCUGGUCCUGUCCUCUGGGCCAAAAGAGGAUACCAAUGACCAACCACGUUUCCUUGGUCUAGACAACCCUCAGGCAGAACAGACUAUCCACAAACCAAUAGCUCCUCAUCCUGUGGCGAGAGAUGGCGUUUCCAUCAGUGGGAGCCUAAGAGACAGAGACAGUACCGUUACAACUUGUUGCUCCUCAGUGGACACUAUCCAAUGGUUGCCUGGGUAUGGUCCUUUAUCCAGAUCCCGUGACCUCAUAUCAAGCGAUGGGGGUUGUGGAGAGAGAGAGGACAGAGUUUUGGGAAUGCAGGAACACGAAGAGGAGAAGGCGGUGGCGGAGGAGGAGGACCCAAAAACAGGCCUUGAGGGAACCAGUAGUAUCAUACCUUAUGGAUCCUCUAGAGUCGCACUCGAGGGUGAACGUCUAGAUUGGGGAGCCAACGGCCGGGUGUCAGAGGGCCUGAGUGUGUAUGAGGAGUAUCUGCUGUGUGUGUCCCGUUUGGAUCACCUCAGAACGGAGCAGAACCAAGCACCUGCGGACCUCAUGACCCUACCUGCUGACGUCAUGACCCUAUCUGCUGACGUCAUGACCCUACCCGUUGACGUCAUGACCCUACCUGCAGACAUCAUGACCCUACCUGCUGAUGUCAUGACCCUCCCUGCUGAUGUCAUGACCCUACCUGCGGAUGUCAUGACCCUACCUGCUGACCAAAGGGCUGACCCCUCUGAGCGACCCCUGAGUACUCCUGCUGAGCUGGUGGUUGCUAAGCAACAUGUCCAUCAGGACAUCCACAAUGAGGGGAGACGUGCACCAUUGAAGAGUUCAGAAGUGAAGAACGGCAGAGUGUUGCAGCCCAAGAGCAGCGGAGGUCAACCUGGUGUCAGGGGUCAGGCUCGUGUCAGAGGUUGCGGUCAUUCCUGGAGGUUCUGGGAAAGGUCAAGCCUCUCCUGGUCAUCCUUCACUCACGGAGAAGUGCUGCCACGGUCCCAGCUCCCCAGUAGACCCCACUCAACAGGUGUAGUGUCUAAAUGGACGUCCCCAACUGAACAUUCCUGCUCUGGACCCAGACCACCAACAGCACUUCAACUCCCUCUGGGCACUGCUGUGAAUACCAAUGCAACCAAUAUUCCUGUGACCAGGGCUCUCAAACUGGCACCUGUAGGGGGCUGUGUACAGUGGCUGUCUCUCCCUGAUGAAGUAUGGGUGUCCAUACUGUCACUCCUGCCACACAGAGAUCUGUCUACAGUGGCCCAGGUCUGCCUCCACCUAUUCCGACUGGCCAAUGACCACACACUAUGGCAGGUUGUUAGUGUGGAGAACAGCUCAUCUUUAACUGACCAAUGGCUGAGCAGUGUGGGCGGGCGUAAUCCUCGAAACCUAACUAUCUACAGGUGCAGCGGACUGUCAAUCACCCCGGGCGGGCUAGAGGAGUUUUUCAAACUAAGUCAAGCCUCUCUGGAGGAGCUGAGUGUGACAAGCUGCAGUGGGCCUGGUCUCCAUGGUGACCUGGUGCUGACUCUGAGUGCUCAACACUGUGAUCACAUGACAUGUGUGGACGUCAGCUGGAGCGGAGCGACUGACACAGGCAUCAAAGCACUGACUGACACCUGCCAUGGACUGAAGACUGUUGUUCUCAAUGGUUGCCAAGUUACAGAUGAAGCCUUGAAUGCCCUCUUCAUAAGAUGUAGAGACAGUCUGCGCAGGUUGGAGGUGUUUGGCUGCCUGUCUAUCAGUCCCUCCUGUCUGAACACAGUGUCAGAGUUGUGUCCUGGGCUGGAGACUCUGAACAUCGGCCAGAUCCCUAAGGUCACUCACCCUUGUCUGACCCUGGUGACGUCACGACUCAAACGCCUUCACUCCCUUAACCUGACUGGACUGCACGCAGUGAGUGAUCAGACAGUUCACCGGGUCCUCCUGCAGUGCCCUGACCUCCAGAGUCUGACCCUCAGCUCCUGCCCUGGAGUCACUGACAUGAGCCUGCACAAGAUCAGCACCCAUGCCCCCCGCAUCAGGUUGUUGGAUGUGAGUGGCUGCAGUAAGGUGAGUGAUGCUGGUGUUAAGGCUGUAGCUGUGGCCUGUCGACGCCUGCAGCACCUGGACCUGAGCUCCACCGCCACCGGGAACAGAGGGGUGAGCCUGUUGGCAAACUACUGCAGCACUCACCUUCACACUGUCAAACUGAGCUUCUGCCAGAUCAGCCCAGAGGCCAUCCACAACCUCAGCAGGCGGUGCAAACGGUUGAAACUACUGCAUCUCUACGGCUGUGCCUACAUCCCUACUGAGAAGGAGAUCAGAGACAUCAACCCCACUGUUAAACUCUACCCGCUGACUUGAUACACACACACAGACACAGACACACUUUUUUGUUGAAAUUGGUAACACAUCUGACAAACUCCUCCACAGUUACCACAGAGGCAUGACUCAAAUCAAAUUAAACACUUUGUAAAUACA